AUGAGCGGCAGAGGCGGCGGCGGCGGCGGGCGGCCGCAGGUGGACAAGGCGGCGGAUUUCGCGAAUUACUUUUGCACGUACGCGUAUCUGUACCACCAGAAGGACAUGCUGUCGGACCGCGUGCGGAUGAACGCGUAUCGCGACGCGGUCAUGAAGAAUAAGGCGCACUUCGUCGAUAAGGUGGUGCUGGACGUGGGCACGGGCAGCGGCAUUCUCGCCAUCUGGGCGGCGCAGGCGGGCGCGCGGCGCGUGUACGCGGUGGAGGCGACGGACAUGGCGCAGCACGCCACCACGCUGGCGCGCGCCAAUGGCGUGGCGGACCGCGUGACGGUGCUGCAGGAGAGCAUGGAGGACGUUCAGCUGCCCGAGAAAGUGGACGUGAUAAUAAGCGAGUGGAUGGGGUACUUCCUCGUGCGCGAGUCCAUGCUCGACUCCGUCCUCGUCGCUCGCGACCGCUGGCUCAAACCGGGCGGCUCCCUGUUCCCGAGCCAUGCGCGCAUGUGGGUGGCGCCGGUGCACUCGAGCCUGUGGGAGGGGCGCAUGGGCGAGUUCCGCAGCAGCAUGGGCGACUGGCGCAGCUUCGUGCGCGGCACCAGGGAGGACUAUGGCGUUGACAUGGCCGUGCUGGACCAGACCUACGAGGCCGAGCAGCAGAAAUACUUCCUCCAAACAGGGUGUUGGGAGUCGCUGUACCCAUCGCAGGUGUUGGGGCGGCCGGUGAUGAUCCGCGAGAUAGACUGCGCCACCGCCACCGUGGCCGACGUGGAGGAGGUCAAGGCAACCUUCACCACGCGCACCUUCGCUGCUGAUAAACCCGUCAACGCCAUUGGAGGGUGGUUUGACGUGCUGUUCAAGGGGUCAGCCACGGACCCCACGGAGCACGAGGUGCAGCUGACGACAGCGCCCAGUGUGGACGAGGGCACGCACUGGGGGCAGCAGGUCUUCCUGCUCGCACACCCACUGCACGUGCGCGAGGGAGACGAGGUGUCGGGCGCCAUGCACAUCCGGCGGUCGCAGAAGAACCACCGCCUCAUGGACGUGGACCUGCAGCUGCAAUGCCAACACACCGAUGGCUCGCGCUCCCCCUCCACCACCGCCGCUUACUUCAUCGAGUAG
Closterium sp. NIES-65 is the source of this 1116-nucleotide messenger RNA. The record is from the annotation of a GenBank genome assembly. Lineage: Eukaryota; Viridiplantae; Streptophyta; Zygnematophyceae; Desmidiales; Closteriaceae.